GAAUUUCAUGGUUGAAGUAGCUCGGAGUUUCGUUCAAGAACUCAGAGAAACCCCCCAUCUCAAACUGACCCGUUUCGAAGAUAGCAACAUGUCGAGCGAGCCUUCGAUAGACGGAGAAGAAAGAGGGAUCAGAAACUUCCGACGGAAACAGACAGGAGAAUCAUCUCUCACUCAAAGCGGUCAAUUGCUCCACUCGGGCUACGAAAGUAGCGGGUCUGACGCGCCGGAUCCUGACGAGGAUUGCUCAAACGCGAAUUAUCGGUCAUACCGCCGAAGUGCCUCCAACCGCGAUUACUCGAGAAUCAGUGAUACUAGAGGGUUUCUCUCGACAACUCCGGUGCCCACGGAGUAUCUGCAAUUACCCUCAGAGACCACACCAUUGCUGAAGGUGAAAGUUGAUGAUAGGCCUCGAGCCUCCUCGAACGCUUCGACGGUACUGUCGAGUCCGCACGACGACGCCUCAUACCAGAGUGUCAUGUUGUCGGACAAGGCUUCAGCGAAAGAAACGAGCAAGUUCAAAAAUUGGGGCAACCUUUUCAAGGUUUCGCUCCUCACGUCGACUGUGGUUUUCGCAGUGAUUGUAAUGAGCGUCGCAGAAGAACCCGACCACGACUGGAUCAAUUUCUCUUUGAGCGAUGAACAGCCGUACUUCCUAAGCCUGAGGCGGCAACUCAGUCCCACAUAUCCGAUCCUGAGGCUCCAGGCCACCGGACCGUUCCUCCCGCAGAGUUUAAGCAAUCUGAGCAAUGUGGACACGGUAUUCGCUCUUGUGCGAAGAUUUCCAGACGGUGGACAUGAAGUCAUACAAGGCCACGAGCCGUUGGUAGUUCCGACGGCGCCGCCUACGACCGGUCCGCAGGUACAUCAGUCCACAAUCGAGCAUUCGUUCCGCAUACCGGUCACGGAACUCCUUGAAAAUGGCGGCAACCUUGAAAUCCUGGUACAGGCCCGAAAACUCAAAGGACAAAUCUCCGUCAGCAUGCUCGUGAAUCCUUUCACGGAGUUCACCCAGAUAUCACUCAUCAUGGCAGCCGUGGUGCUCGUUGGAUUAUACGUGCUCAUCAUCUUCGAACUGUGCCACCGAACUCUCGCUGCUAUGAUCGGCGCCACUGCUGCGAUCUCGUGUCUGGCGCUGACCGGGGAUCGGCCCGACUUGAAGAAGGUUGUUUCGUGGCUCGACGUCGAGACCCUGUGCCUUUUGUUUGGUAUGAUGGUGAUCGUGGCUAUCCUGUGCGAAACGGGCUUCUUCGAUUACAUGGCCGUCCUGGCAUUCAGAGUUGCCAGAGGCAACGUAUGGCCAAUGAUAACGACAUUGUGCCUCUUCACCGCUGUGAUCUCUGCAUUCCUCGACAACGUAACAACCAUACUCUUGAUGACGGCCGUCACCAUAAAGCUCUGCGAAGUUAUGAAUUUAGAUCCGAGGAAGGUCCUUAUAACCCUGGUGAUAUUUUCAAAUCUCGGAGGAGCUGCGACCCCAAUCGGGGAUCCUCCCAACGUCAUCAUCAUUUCGAACGCGAAGGUUCUCCUAAGUGGAAUAAAUUUCACGACCUUCACGCUACAUCUACUACCAGGAGUGGCCCUCAGCGCAAUCGGCGCGUACAUUUUCCUGAGAGUGUUCUACAGAGACGAGUCGAGCCUUCGACACCAGCAGCCGCAAGAGGUCGUCGAAAUUCAACAUGAAAUCGAUAUAUGGCAGAAAGCGUGCCGCUCCCUAUCUGAAUACUCGAGAGACGAGAGCUACGUACGCACCAUACUCAAGAAGAAAGUCAAGAAUCUGAAGACGAUCUAUCGCAAGAAACUAGUCGAAUCGAGCAGUCCUUCAAGAGAUGACUUCAAGCACAACCUGGAACAGCUUAGUGCCAAAUACAAGAUCCGGAACUGGCCUCUUCUGAUCAAAAGCGGAAUCGUCCUCACUGUCGUGAUCAUUUUGUUCUUCAUACAGUCUAUCCCGGACCUCAACCUGAGCCUCGGUUGGAUUGCCAUUUACGGAGCACUUGCCCUGCUGGUAUUGGCCGACACCGACGAGCUUGAGGGAAUUUUCGGCCGAGUCGAAUGGACGACUUUGCUGUUCUUCGCAGCUCUCUUCGUCGUCAUGGAAGCCUUGACGGAGUUGGGUCUCCUACAAUUCAUCGGCAAUCAGACUGAAAAAUGGAUACUCGCGGUGAACGAGGAGCAUCGUCUGGUCGUAGGCAUAAUAAUCAUAACCUGGGUGUCCGCAUUUGCUUCGUGCUUCAUCGACAACAUUCCGUUCACGACUGUCAUGGUGAAAAUCGUUGCCGCACUGGGUGAGUCCGAAGGUCUCAAUCUUCCCGUGCAGCCUCUUAUCUACGCUCUCGCUUUUGGAGCCUGCUUCGGUGGAAACGGAACCCUUAUAGGCGCGUCUGCGAAUGUCGUAUGCGCUGGUGUGGCUGAACAUCACGGAUAUCGUUUCACGUUCAUGGAUUUCUUCAGGGUCGGAUUCCCCGUGAUGAUCGUGACGACAACGAUUGCGACGGGCUGGCUUCUCUUCACGCAUGCCCUCUUGGGCUGGCACUAGAUUCAAGUGCAGGAAAGCGAACGGCCAUUCCUUCAGAAAAAUCUCCCUUGUGACCAGAAGACCGUGCGAGCCAUCAUAGAAGUCGUACAGUAGUAGUGUCUCUAAUUCAAGCAUAUAUUUAUGGUGUCCAUCGGGAGGAACAAUGUUCAUCUUUGUGGCUGCAUAUCGAUGGGGGGCUCAAGCUUGUGAGCGCCGAUCAGCCGGAAGAAUGCCCCCUGAUCGAGCCUGAAGCUGGGAGAGUAGGAGAAUUGUUGUAUAUUUGCGUUUGGCGGUGACGAGCUUCUGUAGUAAAUCAAAUGUCUCAUUGUCCCGAGGGAUGGUCUCGAUCGGAAAGUUGUCAGCGAAACCACUCAAAAACGUUUCGCGCAUCUCAGUGCUAUGUGGUAGAGAUAGCGCGGAACGGACGCUGCUAGAAACGGCAUACGAUGCGUACCUACUCCUAUCUGGGAAGGUGCCUUAUUGUAAAUAAUAAAUAACAUUUUUAUCUC
Molecule: messenger RNA, 3024 nt
Organism: Galendromus occidentalis (western predatory mite)
Lineage: Eukaryota; Metazoa; Arthropoda; Arachnida; Mesostigmata; Phytoseiidae
Product: P protein
Exons: 15
Coding region: 8-2536 (842 amino acids)
Biological process (GO): transmembrane transport
Cellular component (GO): membrane
Source: RefSeq, a predicted model, not a curated record